Molecule: messenger RNA, 996 nt
Organism: Diaporthe citri
Lineage: Eukaryota; Fungi; Ascomycota; Sordariomycetes; Diaporthales; Diaporthaceae
Exons: 5
Coding region: 1-996 (331 amino acids)
Biological process (GO): protein folding; response to endoplasmic reticulum stress
Cellular component (GO): endoplasmic reticulum
Molecular function (GO): protein disulfide isomerase activity
Source: RefSeq, a predicted model, not a curated record
AUGAGAGUCACCAGGACGUAUUCACUGAUCGGUCUCCUGUCCCAACUCGCCCUGGCGAAAUGGCCAACAGUUGACGAGACUGCUUUCCGGGACGCUAUCGGCACCAAUGAGCAAACAUUGGUAGCAUAUAUUUUGAGCUCGGCAGAGAAGGGCAUGGUGCUUGCCGUAGACUGCUCCAACCAUGCAAAGCUAUGCCGCGACUUUGACAUCGUCUCCUUCCCUACCAUCAGGCUUCACCAGAAAGACGGUACAUUCGAACGGUAUCGUGGGCCACGGAGAGCCAAAGAAAUGCAAACUUACCUUGAGCGCAUGAAGAGAUCACCGAUAUCGGUGGUGGACGAGAACAACAUCACCACAUUUGCGAGCACAGAUGACAUAGUUUUCAUUGCUCAGUUCUCGGACGAAGACUAUGCCCUCGAAGACCGCUACAUGGAUGUUGCGUACCUGUACCGUGACCGACACUCUUUUGCUAUCGGACCGGUGGCAUCCCAUGGCUCGUCCCUGCAAUGUGUCAACAAUGCGAACCAGGAGCAGUUCUCCACCACACAGUUUUCAAACCCAGCAGCAAUCGAGAACUUCGUCAAGCAGUGUGCACGCCCAUUGGUGCCGGAGCUGACUAGGCGCAAUGAAGCCGAGUACAUGCGGGUGGGCAAGAGCAUCGUACACUAUUUUGUGGCCGCCGACGAGGAUCGAGACGCCUAUGUGGCCGAUAUCAAGCCCCUCGCCAAGAAAUUCAAGGACUACCUCAUCUUCGCAACCACGGACGUCACCCAGUACCCUGAGAUGCCGGCUGUCAUGGGCCACCAGGCUGCGUCGACAAAGGUAUUAGCAGUGUCGAGCCCCAGCACCGGCGGCGUCUACCCAUACAGGGGCAGCAAGAACCUGACGUCGGCGGUGGUCGAGGCGUUCUUGAAUGAUAUCAGCGCGGGCAAGGUCAAGCCUUGGGACGGGAUGACUACAUCUGAAGAUGGGGGAAUCACGCAUGAGGAGCUGUGA